Messenger RNA from Melospiza melodia melodia, 1317 nucleotides. Its product is annotated as serine/threonine-protein kinase pim-1-like. Lineage: Eukaryota; Metazoa; Chordata; Aves; Passeriformes; Passerellidae. Gene Ontology annotation, biological process: protein autophosphorylation; regulation of mitotic cell cycle; negative regulation of apoptotic process. The record is from RefSeq and is a predicted model, not a curated record. Bases 96 to 722 code for a protein of 208 amino acids. Gene Ontology annotation, molecular function: ATP binding; protein serine/threonine kinase activity. The transcript has 4 exons. Gene Ontology annotation, cellular component: cytoplasm.
CCUCCUCUCUCCAUGGCUUGCAGGUGGCCAUCAAACGCGUGUCCCGGGAGAGCGUCCUGCAGUGGGACGAGCUGCCCGACGGCACCCGCGUGCCCAUGGAGGUCGUGCUGAUGGAGAAGGUGGGCUCCAGCUGCUACAACAUCAUCCAGCUCCUCGACUGGUUCGAGCUGCCUGACAGCUUCGUGCUGGUGCUGGAGCGUCCGGAGGCAUGGCAGGAUCUCCUGCAGCUCCUGCUGGAGCAGGAGUUCCUGUGCGAGGAGAUGGCGCGCUGGCUUUUCGUCCAGGUGCUGGAGGCCGUGCGGCACUGCACCGCCUGCGGCGUCCUGCACCGGGACAUCAAGCCGGCGAACCUCCUCGUGGACCCGGAGAGCGGCGACCUGAAGCUCAUCGACUUCGGUUGCGGCACCUUCCUCCAGGAGCGGGCCUACACGCGCUUUGCCGGAACGCACGCCUACAGCCCGCCCGAGUGGGUCUGCCUUGGCUGCUACGACGGCCAUGAAGCCACCGUUUGGUCCCUGGGCGUGCUGCUGUACGUCAUGGUCUGCGGGAGACUCCCCUUUGAGGACGACCAUGCCAUCCUGCUGGGGCAGCCCUUCUUCUGGCAGCAGGUCUCUCCAGAGUGCCAGCAUCUGAUCCGCUGGUGCUUGACCAAGCACCCCGCUUACAGGCCACAGCUGGAGGAGAUCUUGCGCCACCCUUGGGUGCAGGGCAGGCGCUUUUGACACCUUGCUGGAGCCCCUGCUGCGCCCACGUACAGAAUCCCACACAGGACUGAGGACCCGAGAAAUAAAACAACAACAAACCCAUUGCAGCUAGUCAAGUCUGGUCCUUGUCAGCAACUUCAGCUAAAGAAACCUCUUGGGAAAAGGGGAGAUCUGAGUGCUCCCCUCAGCCUUUGUCAAGCUUUCCAUGCCUUUCCUCCAGGAUGCUCCUUUUGUGUCUCCAAGCGCAGGCUGUAGUGCGGGUAGGAGGGGCUUGACACAGCCAAGAAAUGCAACAGUGAAACAACAGCUGCCCUUUGAAAGUGACAGGGCCUUCUUGGUGUGUCUCCUGAAGUGACACACUGUCUCUGUGUGCAUUGCAAGGGCCGGCUGGUGUCAGGGACAGAGACGUCUCCUCUCCAAAGCUCUGUGAAGAACCAGAAGCAGCAGAACGUCAUUUCAGGUUGAGCCCUGAUGAACUCUUCCUCUUUCUUUCCCUCUCAUCGGCAGCAGGCAAAUGCGCACCAGGCCUCGUGGCUCAUGCCAGAGCCUUCUUCCUCCCCAGGAAGCCUCCUCCCAGUAAGGGAGGAGCCCCCACAGCCCAGGACUCUCCAGC